AUGCCACUUUACAAUAUCAUUGCAAGAAAAUUAAAACCUUCGGAGCACAUCGUUCAAAAAGUGGACGAUGGUAAAGCAAUGCGCUCCGUCCUCCCAUUUCUCUCAAGAAAAUUGGGGAUUCCUUCAAUGAAGAACUAUGUAGCAUUUUCUUGCGACGAAAACAGGAGACCGGUUGCCCGACUGGACAUGGACACCCCCUUGGAAGACCAGGGCAUGUCGCCCUUCUCAUAUAUUUAUGUUGCCCCAAUCGACGCCACACCAAAGAAUGCAAAUGGUGAAGAGCUUCCACUGGUGUCAGAACUAAAACAAACAAGCAAGGAAAUUGAAGAGGAAGACAUUCCACCUCCUCCGCCUCCUCUACCUGACGACAGUAACACUGGUAGGGACGUUGAGGAAGAGGAGGCCAGGAAACGAGUGGAAGAAGAGGCCAGGAGAAGGGCUGAAGAAGAGGCCAUGAAAAAGGCUGAAGAAGAGGCCAGGAGAAGGGCUGAAGAGGAAUCCAGGAAAAAGGCUGAAGAAGAGGCCAUGAAAAAGGCUGAAGAAGAGGCCAGGAAAAAGGCUGAAGAAGAGGCCAGG
Messenger RNA from Trypanosoma theileri, 576 nucleotides. RefSeq lists its product as uncharacterized. NCBI's taxonomy places the organism in Eukaryota, Euglenozoa, Kinetoplastea, Trypanosomatida, Trypanosomatidae. The record is from RefSeq and is a predicted model, not a curated record. The annotation marks the transcript as partial. The transcript has a single exon.